AUGACGAAAGCACAGGAGGAGCUGAUAAGGAAGGACCUGACUGAGCUAGGGAGUGUUGUGAGGACGUUUGCUAACAAAAACGAUGGAUUGGAACAGGCGGUCAGGGCGAUAGAGUAUAGGCAGGAAGGCACGGAGAAGGCCAUUAAAAACCUGGACCAGAAGUACGAGAGCAUGAUGUCAAUGAUGGCUCAAAUGAUGGCCAAAUUGAAUGAAUCUGGGAGAAGGGAUGAGGGAAGCAGUUCUGGGAACUGGAUGCUGAAUGAGAAAAAUGUCUCUUUCAUGCCUGACAGAACCCACCCUAACCACCCUCCAGAGGAAGUUUCAGCUUUUGUUGCUCCUGCGGAUAUUCAGGCAUUUACAAGUGAUUCCAAGAAUAAAUUGGCAGCUCGUUGCCGAGGGAAGACAGUUAAAUACUUUGCACAAGCUGUGAGGGAAAUUUCUGAAGAAUUUGAACGGUUGCAACAUCAAAGUCCAAGUGGCCUCAGAGAUGAUAAAAGUCCAUUGGCAUUUGUAACUGAUGUGCAUUCUGCCGAUGGGGAAAUAGGUGAUGCUAUAGAGGCUGAUCUAAAGGAAGUGAGUGGGAAUAAGGGAAUUAAUCAGCCAACAGAGGUCAGAGGCUUGGGUGACCAUGGCACUGGCUCUCAGAGACAAGAGGAGAUGGACCAUAGGGACAUAAAGUCCACCUUUGAUGAUGGAAAUGGGGGUUUGUCUAAGAGGAGCAAGUUUUGUGAUGGUCGCGCUGAUUUAGUGAAAAAGGAGGUGAUGUCAACAUCUAUUUCAAGCCGUCGUUCGCUUCAUAAGGAAACUUCUUGUGAAAGGAGAGUUGAAGAGUCUUCUUCAAGGCAAAUGAGUCAUGGAGGGGGCUCAAAGGUUAGUGAAAACUAUUCUCCUGAUGCGGCAGAAGAAGGUUUGACAGCUUCAUUGUCCUCAGAGCAUGAGAACUAUCCUGAUGUUGCAGAUGAUUUUAGAAAUGGACGCAAAUCAAGGGUAGCUUCUGGAGAUGAGGCUGACAAAAGAAUUGGAUUUGGUGGCAAGCAGUCAUCUCAGAAUUUGGUGAAAAGUGAUGGUGGGAAAAAAGUGAAAAAAUUGUUGAAAGAUAAUAAGAAUUUUGAUCUGAAGGAUAAGCCUCAGACACAUGUUGAAGAAAGUUCUGUUGAUGAGGUUAAGUUUUCCAGCAAGAAACAAGGGCAAGGAAAACAAAUUUCAAAAAGUAAUGAAGUCUCAGAUCCUGCCAGAAGGUCAAAAUGUGAUGAUGUGACUGAUGAUUCCAAGGUGUCACUGCAAAGCAGAAAGGUUGAGGCCCAAAUGAAGAAUAAAAAAAUGGUAGAAGUAGAGGGUAAAAGGUCUGUAGUGCUGGGGAAAGGAGAAAGUCAACUGGACAUGAGAACUCUAUCGAGCACUACUGAUUCCAAUCUUUCUGGUGAUGAAGAUGUUCUCCCUCCACCAAAGCGCCGUCGUCGUGCACUGGAGGCUAUGUCCACCGCCUCUGCUUUGAAUUUUGAAACUAGAAUUGGAAGAAGUUCUGCUGUACUGAAGAACGACAUGUCAAGGCGGAGAGCUGUUCGCCUAUGCGAUGACGAUGAAGAAGAAGAGCCCAAAACUCCUGUUCAUGAAGGGUCUACAAAGAAAGUCUUGGCUAAUGUGCAUGGACCGGUUUCUACAAAGAGAGGCGACGUACAUACUUCUUUUUCUGAUCAAUUUAGCAAAAGAGGUUCUGGUCCACCUGAGGGUCAAUCUGCUAAGAAAUUGGUACUAUCUGGUGAUCAAUUGGUUGAGCACUCGUCUCCUAAUUCUCAGCAAACUGAGGAGAAGAAGCAAGGGAAAGCAACGGCUUUCCACAUUUCUUUUAGUCCUGGAAAACUAGAGUCUGAGAAAGUAUCUCUCAAGGAAAGUAAACAGGUUUCUGUUUCCCCUAGAAGUUCCCCUCUCUCUUUUUCUGCUGUUAAAUCAGUGACAGACCUUCAAAAGUCCUAUAAGCUCUCGGGUAAGGUUCCUAGCAACAUGCAUCAGAGAAAGGCUACGGCAUCUGACCCUGGUGUGACUUCUGAGUGCAUGAACUCAACAGCUAAUCAGCAAAAUGAAAGAUGCAAGCCAGAAAUUUCCGCAGACAGAAACAAAGCUACUCCAAAAUCUCAUCCUAAGACCAAUGAUGUUCCUCUUCCAUUAGGAAUGACGGAAAAUCGUUUCUUACAGGGGGAAAGAUCUGAAGAUGGUAAAGAUGACAAACUAAGUUCUUCAAUUGAUCAAAGAUCUUCGGAUUCUGUUUUGUCCAUGAAACAUCUUAUUGCAGCUGCUCAGGCCAAAAAGAAACAAGCUCAUUUGCAGAACUUCAGUGACAACCCUAAUUUUCUUCUGGCACUAAACACUGAUGAACCGGUGAGGACCCCUAGCCCUGCUCCUGUUGCUCAGCCUAUGGGGUCCAGCAGCAUGGCACCUUCAGAUGUACAGGGAUUUCUUCCUAAAUCAUCGAUGAUUUCUCCUCCAUCUGAUAUAUAUCAUGCUUCGUCAACUAAUCAACAUGACACUGAAGAAUUUGUAGAGGGGAUUAGUUCUGGGCAUCGGACUGCUGGGGGUUCACUUAGUGGUGGUACUGAGGCUGCUGUUUCUCGUGAUGCCUUUGAAGGAAUGAUAGAGACAUUGUCAAGGACAAAAGACAGUAUUGGACGUGCUACACGUCUUGCUAUUGAUUGUGCAAAGUAUGGCCUUGCCAAUGAGGUGGUUGAACUUCUCAUUCGGAAAUUGGAGAGCGAGUCAAGUUUUCAUCGGAAAGUGGACCUGUUUUUCCUUGUGGAUUCAAUAACUCAAUGCUCUCAUAGUCAUAAAGGCAUUGCAGGAGCUUCUUACAUACCUGCUGUUCAAGCAGCACUGCCUCGUCUCUUAGUUGCUGCUGCACCACCUGGACCCGGUGCUCGUGAAAAUCGUCGUCAGUGUCUAAAGGUUCUGCGGUUGUGGCUUGAGAGGAAAAUUUUGCCUGAUUCUCUUCUGCGACGUUAUAUGGAAGAUAUUGGAGUAGUAAGCGAUGAUACAUCUUCUGGGCUGUCCCUUAGACGUCCAUCCCGAGCUGAGCGGGCUAUAGAUGAUCCUAUUAGGGAAAUGGAAGGCAUGCUGGUUGAUGAGUAUGGGAGCAAUGCUACAUAUCAGUUGUCUGGAUUUUUCUCAUCUCAUGUCUUUGAAGAAGAAGAGGAAGAGGAGGAAACUCACCAUACUGCGGUCCAGGAAGCUGCAGAUUUAUCACCUCUGCAACGUACCCCUGCCGCAGGAGAUUUUGACAAUUAUAAUUUCACUCCAAAUGAGAAACGUCACCACAUCUUAGAGGAUGUCGAUGGUGAACUUGAAAUGGAAGAUGUUUCUGGACACCAGAAGGAUGAAAGAUCACCAAUGACUGGUGAUACCUUGGGGACUGAUCCAAGUAAUGUAACUUCUGUCAAGAUUGGCGAAUCAACUCUAAGCAUACCUUUUGAAUUGCCUCCUCUUCCUGAGGGUUCUCCACCUCUGCCUCUAGAUUCUCCUCCAGCAACCCCACCUUUGCCAUCUUCACUGCCUCCGUCACCUCUGCAGCCUCCAAUGCCACCUCCAAUGCCCUUGUCUCCGGCUCCGGCUCUGGCUCCAGCUCCAGCUCCAGCUCCUCCACCACCGCCCCUCUUGCAGCCACAUGCAAUUCUGCCGUCUAUUGGUCUUCCUCCCCCAGUAUUGCCUCAACCAUCUUUACCACCUCAGCCUUCAAUGGCCUCUCAACAUGUAAACCUGCUUCCAUCUUCAAAUUUAGCCUCAUCGGUGGCAGCAUAUCAAAAUGGUCCUGUGCUACCAGAAAUUGGUGGAAACCCUGGUGUGAACCCUCUUACAAAAGUGGCUGGAAAUGCUUCUCACGGACCUCCUGUUGAUGCAUCUGUGAGAAAUGAAAUGUUUGCUCAACAGGGACCUAGCUUUGUGCCAAUUGGUGUAGGAACCACACAAGAACCCUCUCGAUAUAGUUCAACUAGGUCUUUGGAAUAUGGGCAUAGUAACAUGUAUGCAAAUUCACUAGCUUCUCAACCCAAUAUGCAAUUCCAGCCUGGAAAUGUGCCUUUCACUCAAAGGCCUUUGCCUCCAAACCCCCCACCUCAAGGUACACCAAGUCAUUUCUCAUAUCCAGUGCCCACAAUCCGGCAUCAUUCUCCUGCUGUUCAGCAUCAUCCUCCUCCGAUUCAGAAUCCCUUGCCUCCUGUGCAGCAUCCUCCACCUCACUCCUAUACUCUGCAAUAUUCUGUGCCUAAUUUUGCUGAUGGAUCAAGGCAUUUUUCUGUUGAUGAACAAUGGAGGAUGAGACCUAGUGACUUGAACUCUGAUCAGCGUGGUGUGUGGAUGCAUGGAGUGAGAUCAUGUUCGGGUCCAGCUUAUGCCCAGGAUGGUUAUCCUAUGCCACCUCCAGAGAAGCCCUCUGUUGGUGCUGCUAGUUUUCAACCAUCAGUCCUGAACACAUAUCCAAGUGGUACUUCAGUCCCAGGUCAUGGUGUAAAUAACAUAAUUCCUGGCAGACCAGAUAUGUCUGCGUUCAGUUGGAGGCCUGCUUAAAAGUGGAGAGUCCUUUAGCUCCGUGGCUGUGGGAGAUCAUUGAUACUGGAUUUUUCGGGGAAACUCACCACCCAAUGCUUAUCUGUAACUUGCGAAUUGGAUCACAGCAAAAUGAAUGUGUUCAGAAGUUUUGAUGACCCUUAACAGGAUUGUGUAUAUUGUAAUUUUCCUGACAAAAGCAUCCUGCAAACAUAUGCUUCGAAUUGUAAGCCAUUUUACUCUGUAGACUAAGUCUUGUAAUUAUUCCAAAUUCAUAUAGGAAUGAACUUAGACACUGACUUUUAACCAUUGCUGGUAUUUUUUACUCAAGACUUCUUCCCAUCCCCA
This is a messenger RNA of Coffea arabica (coffee), 4878 nucleotides long. NCBI's taxonomy places the organism in Eukaryota, Viridiplantae, Streptophyta, Magnoliopsida, Gentianales, Rubiaceae. The record is from RefSeq and is a predicted model, not a curated record.